Messenger RNA from Cyphomyrmex costatus, 714 nucleotides. RefSeq lists its product as uncharacterized. The transcript has a single exon. Lineage: Eukaryota; Metazoa; Arthropoda; Insecta; Hymenoptera; Formicidae. Bases 1 to 714 code for a protein of 237 amino acids. The record is from RefSeq and is a predicted model, not a curated record.
AUGGGAUACGCGGCAAGGGGGGACAAGGAGGCGUCGACAACUAAAUCGGCCCGAAAUGUGCAACUAAAUUUAAGCAUUGACCUAGAUCAAAGUACACUUCCGUUAGUUGCAGAUAUUGUGACAUCCCCACCAGAAAAAGAGAAGUACGACUCCAUUAAAGAGCGCCUGGUCUCAGUCCUCGGAGAGACAACUGCUACAAGUAUCAGACGCUUGCUUGCAACACAUGAACUUGAAGACGAUAAGCCUUCAAUAUUUCUACAGCGCCUGCGAAAUCUUGCAGAAGGACAAGUAGGCGACCAGAUACUCAAGUCGAUAUUCAUGGAGCGUCUACCAGAGAACAUAUGCGCAAUUUUAGCGAUUAGCGAGGUAACCGAUCUCAGUAAGUUAGUCGCGCAAGCUGAUAAGGUAAUGGAAGUAGCAAAACCAUUUCCAGGUAGUAUCCAAUCAGUAUGUCCUGAGAACAGUGAUAACUCUAGCAAAGUUUCAGCUGAAAUAGCAGAGUUGACCAAGCAGAUAGCCAAGCUAACAAAGCAAGUCAGAAACAGAUCAAGAAGCAAGUCACGUGGACGCAGGAAUUUUUACAAAAGACCGCGAAGCAAGUCCCAGACGCGCGACAAUAAAGAACUGUGUUACUACCAUAACAGAUUUGGCGCAGAGGCAUACAAAUGCACACAGCCUUGCGCAUAUGAAAAGAAGGCUAUCACGGAAAACUAA